AUGUCUUAUGGAAGUCGGCGUCUAAGUCAAGUUCCCAGUCAAUCAAGCUCUUCCAAAGUGGAUAACGGAUUCAUCAACCUGGGGGAAAGCGGCGUAGUCCGGGAGAUUGGCUCGCAAGCAGUCUGGUCGCUCUCAUCAUGUAAGCCCGGCUUCGGCGUGGACCAACUGCGCGACAACUGCCUGGAGACGUACUGGCAGUCCGAUGGCCCCCAGCCGCACCUGGUGAACAUUCAGUUCCGCCGAAAGACGACCAUUCUCGACAUUGGCCUCUACGCCGACUACAAGAUGGAUGAGAGCUACACACCGAACCGAAUCUCAAUUCGAGCGGGCAACCACUUUCACGACAUUCACGAAGUCGAACUGGUGGAGCUAAACGAACCGGCCGGCUGGGUGGUGGUGCCGCUGCUGGACUCAAACAGUAAGCCCAUUCGCGCAUUCCUCAUUCAAAUCGCCAUCCUCAGCAAUCACCAAAACGGUCGCGACACGCACAUUCGACAAAUUAAAAUCCACUCACCGGUGCGCGACUCGGUCGUUUCAGUGCUCAAGUAUCAGACCAAGUUCAAGACGGUGGAGAUGUCACAACACGCCUGUAUUAGGUAG
This is a messenger RNA of Rhagoletis zephyria (snowberry fruit fly), 600 nucleotides long. Lineage: Eukaryota; Metazoa; Arthropoda; Insecta; Diptera; Tephritidae. The record is from RefSeq and is a predicted model, not a curated record.